Messenger RNA from Sorex araneus (European shrew), 4391 nucleotides. It is a transcript of the gene CMTR2, whose product is annotated as cap methyltransferase 2. The record is from RefSeq and is a predicted model, not a curated record. Lineage: Eukaryota; Metazoa; Chordata; Mammalia; Eulipotyphla; Soricidae. Gene Ontology annotation, biological process: 7-methylguanosine mRNA capping. The coding region runs from base 370 to 2661 and encodes 763 amino acids. Gene Ontology annotation, cellular component: nucleus; cytoplasm. Gene Ontology annotation, molecular function: methyltransferase cap1 activity. The transcript is spliced from 3 exons.
CGCAGUGGCCUGCCAGGGCGCGCGGCCGCUUCUCCCAGCGCCCGGGGUUCCUCUUCGCUUCCGGUGUUCCCAGGGCGUUUCUGGGUCUCCGUCCCGGCCUCGGGGCUUGCGGCCCCCGUUACGUGCUGCCGCGCUCGCCGCGCGCCCCCGGCAGCGCCCGGGCAGCUGUGCCGGGAGCGGAGGUGCAGAAUGGCCCCGCGGCGAGCGCAGAGGCCCGGGGGCGUGAGCGAAGUUUAGUCAUGCAUUGAAGUGAAGUUGAAAUGCACUCUUGGGACUUUUGCAGGACCUGCCCGGAGGAGUACCGUUUGUGCUAAGUAUGAGACUCAUUCAUCUGAUGCAUUCUUACUAGAUUUUAAUUUAAUUUGAAAAAUGAGUAAAUUCAGAAAGCCACCCCUGGCUUCAGGCCCUGAGACAUUCAGCCCAGAUGUUCUUGCUGACAUUUUUGAACUCUUUGCCAAGAACUUUACUUAUGGCAAACCACUUAAUAAUGAGUGGCAGUUACCAGAUCUCAGUGAGAUUUUUACCUGUGACCACACGGAAUUUAAUGUGUUCCUUGAUUUGAAGAACUCCCUGAAUGAAGUGAAAAAUCUAUUAAGUGAUAAGAGACUGGACGAGUGGCAUGAGCACACCUCUUACACUAAUAAAGCUGGAAAAAUAAUUUCUCAUCUGAGAAAAUAUGUGAAUGCUGAACUUUGUACUCAAGCAUGGUGUAAGUUUCAUGAGAUUUUGUGCAGCUUUCCACUUGUUCCACAGGAAGCUUUUCAGAAUGGAAAAUUGAAUUCUCUACACCUUUGUGAAGCUCCUGGAGCUUUCAUAGCUAGUCUCAAUCACUACUUAAAGACUCAUCAAUUCCCUUGUGAGUGGAGUUGGGUGGCUAAUACUCUGAAUCCGUACCACGAAGCAAAUGACAAUCUGAUGAUGAUUAUGGAUGACCGACUAAUUGCAAAUACUUUGCAUGGUUGGUAUUUUGGGCCAGAUAAUACCGGUGAUAUCAUGACCUUGAAAUAUCUCACUGGACUUCAGAAUUUUAUAAGUGACAUGGCUCCCAUUCACUUGAUCACUGCAGAUGGGAGUUUUGACUGCCAGGGGAACCCGGGUGAACAAGAGGCAUUAGUCUCCUCUUUGCAGUACUGCGAAGUUGUCACUGCUCUGAUGACCCUUGGCAACGGUGGCUCUUUUGUGUUGAAGAUGUUUACUUUGUUUGAACACUGUUCCAUUAACCUGAUGUACCUGCUAAACUGUUCCUUUGAUCAAGUCCAUGUUUUCAAACCUGCUACUAGCAAGGCAGGGAACUCAGAAGUCUAUGUAGUCUGUCUUCACUAUAAAGGCAGAGAAGCCAUCCAGCCUCUGUUAUCGAAAAUGGUGCUGUAUUUUGGGACUGAAAUGACCACCAAAGCUCUGUUUCCCCAUCAUAUGAUUCCUGAAUCUUUUCUAAAAAGACAUGAAGAAUGUUGUGUGUUCUUUCAUAAAUAUCAGCUAGAUACUAUUUCUGCGAACAUUCGUCUGUUUGAGUACAUGGGAAAAGAGGAACAAGCAAAGUUAAAUAAUUUAAGGGACUGUGCUGUCCAGUACUUCAUGCAAAAGUUUCAAUUGAAACCGCUUUCCAAAAAUAAUUGGCUAGUGAAAAAAUCUAGUACUGGUUGUCAUACAAAUACAAAAUGGUUUGGGCAGAGGAACAGAUAUUUUAAAACCUAUAAUGAAAGGAAAAUGCUGGAAACUCUUUCAUGGAAAGAUAAGGUGGCCAAAGGAUACUUUAAUAGUUGGGCUGAAGAACACAUUGUAUACAAUCCUGGACAAAAUUCUCUUCUUGAAGGAGCAGAUCCCAAUCUGGAGUGUCACUUAUGGCAUAUUUUAGAGGGAAAGAAGCUGCCAAAGGUAAAGUGUUCUCCUUUCUGUGAUGGUGAAAUUUUGAAGGCUCUGAAUGAAGCAAUUGAAAAGUCCUUAGGAGGUGCUUUGAAUUUAGAUUCCAAGGUUAGACCAGAACAGCAGUAUUGUUGUUCCUGUCAUGUCUUUUCUGAAGAACUGCUGUUUUCAGAGUUGGUUAGCCUUGCCAAGUGCCUUCAGGAUGAGCAGGUUGUUGAACCUGUCAGCCAAAUGAAGUGCCUCCUUGUUGGGUUGCCAGCCCUCAGUGAUACCAAGGUGCAUAUGCCUUUGGAAGUUCUGCACCUGGAAUCAGCUAGACUCAUGACUUUUAGCUCUUCCUUGCUUCAUGAUGGAGACCCAGCUUACCAGCAGUUAUUUUUGGACUGCCUCCUACAUUCACUGCAGCAGCUUCAUAGAGGAGAUGCUAUGAUUUUACCUAUACUGUCCUGUUUUACAAGAUUUAUGGCUGGUUUGAUCUUUUUACUCCAUAACUGUUUUAGGUUCAUCACUUUUUCUUGUCCCACAUCCUCCGAGCCCCUGAAGACCUGUGCGGUCCUGCUCUGUGUUGGUUAUCAGGACCUUCCAAAUCCAGUCUUUGAGUAUCUGCAGAAUUUGAAUGAAUUAUUGAGUGCUUUACUUAGCUCUAAUGCACAAGAGCAAGUUUUACAGUUUGUGCCAAUAGAGGUGCUCCUUAAGGGGACACUACUUGACUUUUUGUGGGAUUUGAAUGCUGCCAUUGGUAAAAGACAUUUGCAUUUGAUUAUUCAAAGAGAGCGAGAAGAAAUCCUCCAGCUAUAAAACUGAACUGGUCUUGGGGCUGGAGUGAUAGCACAGGUAGGGUGUUUGCCUUGCAUGCGGCCAACCCGGGUUCGAAUCCCAGCAUCCCAUAUGGUUCCCUGAGCACCGCCAGGAGUAAUUCCUGAGUGUAGAACCAGGAGUAACCCCUGUGCAUCGCAAGGUGUGACCCAAAAAGCAAAAAAAAACAAAAAACAAAAAACUGAACUGGUCUUUUCUGGGAUUUGACUUUGUGGUCUAACAUUUUCCAAUAUUAUUGCAUUCCUUGCUGUAUGUAAAGCUCUACAUUUUGGAGAAAGGCAAACUUUUACAAUAUUUAUAGUCUGUUUCACAGAAAAGCACCUACUUCUGAUCUCUCACCUGCAUAUGGUGUUUAUACGAUGAUAACCUCAAACAUGACGUGUGUUGGUAGGUCUGGGGUGGUCACACCUCUACCUGCAGAGGCAGCUUUGCUGGUCUCAUGUACCUGCUUAAUAUUUGCACCAGUGUGCCUUCAUUCAGAUUAGAUUACUCGCCCCCCCCACCACCACCAUCGGAUAAUUUCUGCUGAAUGUUAAUGCUGUUAAAGAAUUGAAAAGAGAUUGGUUAGAGAUUGAUUAGAGGUCUUUGGUGGAAGAGGGAUUAGGACUAGGAAGACAGCUCAAAAUGUAGAAAAUAUGCCUAGCAUGUAUAAUGCCCUGAGUCCUCACGGUGCAUGUCAGAGUGUCACGCCUGAGCAUCCCCUGAUUGGCCCUGAUGGCACCACAUUGUCCAGCCACCAAACUGCCAGGCCCAUACAGCUGGCUUGAAUGGCCCCUGUGUUUUUUUUUUUUAAAGGAAGAGGGUUAUUUACUCCUCAGCACCAUUAAUUUUCCUCAGCACCAUGCUGUUAGAGAUUCAGGGUGCUCAUCUGGCCAGAUUUCUUGACAUGUUCUUCAAGGCCAUUUACUAUCUUCAAGCCAUUGACCCAGUUUACUUAUUUGUGUGGCUAAAUGCAGCUGUUUGCUGUUUCAUAAACACUUCACUAGCUGCAGUCAUCCAACAUGAAAGGAUUCCAGGACAACUUCAAACCAAAGAUCAUGUUUGAAAUAAUAAAAAAUUCUACAUAACAUAAUCCUCAAUCAUGAAAAACUAUUUAGUGGUGGUAUCAUUAUUUUUAUCUUCUAGGAAACAAUCAGUGAACUAAAAGAUUUUUUUAAACUAUAAAACAUUGUUUGUGACUUAAUAUUGAGGACAUAUGAAUAUGAUGAAUAUAGUGAAUACUGAAAAUUAAUUGUAAUGCUUUUAGAAAAUUGAUUUAGUAUAAAAAAUUUCUUCAUCUUGGGCCGUGGAUGUGGCUCAGUGGUAGAACACAAGUCUAAUAUGUGUGGGGCCCUGUUUUAAUCCCUGACACUGCAAAAGCAAAAAUCAAACCUUCAUCUUCACUGAUUUUUUUUUUUUUACUGUAAAAGUAGCUCUUUGCUAAAAGAUAAACCUCAUGAUGAUUGUUUUGCCGGCCAAAACUUCCUUUAAAUUAUAUGUAAAUGACAGUUUAAAUUAACUUUCCUGGCAUACCUAUGAAACAAGUGUUCAUUGCAUUGAAUCUCCACAAAGAAGAAUACACACAAUAUACAUUUUAGACAUUUUUGUUAGUUGUGUGAAAAAUAGAUGUAUAUCUGAUGUAUUUGGUUGCUAAAUAUUAAUUUGAAAAAAUUUUCAUGUUCUUUGCUAUUUUGAGUUCCAUUAUAAUUCAUGAAUAAAGUCAUUAGUCGAGA